Molecule: messenger RNA, 305 nt
Organism: Schizophyllum commune H4-8
Lineage: Eukaryota; Fungi; Basidiomycota; Agaricomycetes; Agaricales; Schizophyllaceae
Exons: 2
Coding region: 1-246 (81 amino acids)
Source: RefSeq, a predicted model, not a curated record
AUGCCCGCGCAGUUCAAGGUCGCUGGGCAGAACGCGGUGCUUCCGAUCGCCCUCAACACCACUAUGCUCCCUGACGUCGUGCUCACCGCUGCGAAUAUGUGGCUGUCCCGUAUGAAAUCCAUCGUGCGCAACAGUGCUGACCGUGCUAUCGCGCGCAGCUCCCGCUCCCCGCCUCUCCUGCCUCCCCAGCAAGAUUCCCAACCCACACCACACCAUGCGCUACACUUCUUGCUGCUCGUCGCGUAGCGUUGACCUUACAUUGGCUUAAUCGCCGGUCAGCCUAUCACAGAGAAGACCGUCGGACA